This is a messenger RNA of Paecilomyces variotii, 2013 nucleotides long. RefSeq lists its product as hypothetical. The record is from RefSeq and is a predicted model, not a curated record. NCBI's taxonomy places the organism in Eukaryota, Fungi, Ascomycota, Eurotiomycetes, Eurotiales, Thermoascaceae. The transcript is spliced from 4 exons. Bases 161 to 1774 code for a protein of 537 amino acids.
CUCGUGCCGAGGUCUAAGUGUGCCGCGCAGGACAGCCAACUCUUCAUCCGUCAUGGCCAACAAAGGACGGACAGUUGGCGACAUCUUCAGGAUACUGCAAUGAACAAUCAUUCCAUUGCUCUCCCCAUGUCUUGAAUCAUCCAAGGCCUUAUCCCGGAUCAUGUCGCCUGCAGAGGAAUCCGCUUCCUCCGCCUCCAGGCCUACCGUCAACCCCAUCGUCCGCAAUGCGCUGCGUGUGACGUUGAGCGCAAAGGAGUACAAGCUCCUGCACGAACAGCUGAUCAAGCGAUCUCCGUCUUUGGUGCGAAACCAUCUACCGACACCAUCGAGGUUCGAGGAGAUAGUUUCCUCGAAGGAGAAAUACAACGAGGCUGCCAUCCGAGCUUCGGUGCGGGUAUUCCUCGCAACAGGCACCGGAUUGAAGCUGGUGGAUCUGAUCCUGCAGAAGAUCCGGGGAGAAACCACAAAGAGCAAGUCUCGUGUUGCCUUCAUUCACUCCCCGAAGUUUCGACUGUCUCUGGCACUUUCGCUUGUGCUCUUUCUCCACCGUAUCCUGCAUCGAUUCUUUACUCGAUUACGUGCGAACCUGCGUACCGAAGAUGCUAGGCCAUUCAGAGAACGAAAUCCACGGGUCUCCAAAGCUCUGACUUCGCGAUAUGCGCCUGCUAUCGGGGCUAGUCUUGCGGGGUUUGCUCUGGGCGUUUAUCCGGAGAGCCAGUUGCGAAUAAGCGUCGCGUUGUAUACGGCUACGAAAAGCUUGGAGUUUCUUUAUAAUCUUCUGGAAGAUAAGGGAUAUUUUGCCCACCGUCCGUCGUGGUUUGGCAGCUGGCUCUUGAUGCCAUUGUCUGGGGCGCAGCUUUUCCAUGCCUUUAUAUACGACCGGGAGACCAUACCAAAGUGGUUCGGUGAUGCUAUCCUAAGGUUCUCCCCAGGCUAUAUGCACCAGCCGCCAUCCAGCCUUCUCGCAGAUCAUCAAUGGCCGAGUGAUUAUGAGCUGGUCGACUCAUUGAGCAAAAUCGCGAAAUUAAGAUGGCCACCUUUCAUCUCUCCAAUUCUCCACCCGGGAGACCUAAAUACCUUGCCGUCGGCUGUCGAGUCAAUCUCUCCUAUCACGUCCCCUGCGCAUCCGUUGAUAUCGUCACUAUCAUGCGCCCUUAUGCACCCGAGCACCCCCAGCUGCAGCACGGCAUUCCUUCACCAGGUAUUGCUGUCUGUUCCUCGUCUUGGUCGUCUCUUGACUGCUGUGGUCGUUGCGUUGUCAGCAGCCAAAUACAAGAGUCUGCUGGCACAACCAUUUUCAUCGGCGAAUACACUCUCCAAGCAGAUCGUCACAAUGACAGCAGUGCUCUCCGCAGCUCUUAGUUCUGCAUGGGGAAGUAUCUGUUUGUUGAACUUUUUCUUGCCGCGCUCUUUCCUCCCGACGAAGCGCUUCUUCCUGAGCGGUGCGAUCGGUGGUCUGCCGUUCGCGUUUGUGGCCAAUGGCCGCAGCAACUUCCUUUACAUCUUCCGUGCAGCCUUGUAUUCCGCAUGGAAGUCCGGUGUGAAGCGCGGAUUAUGGCGUGGGUGGAAGGGCGGCGAGCUCUGGCUGAUCGUCCUGGCUUGGGCACUGUUGGGUUCGGUGCUGGAAAGAAAGCCGGCGGCGGUCGACAGCCGUGGCAUCAGGAAGGGCCUAGCAUGGCUGAAGGGUGAUGGUUUUGCUGACCCUGUUGAGGUGGCCGCCAAGCGCAAGGCCAGAAGAGCUUCCCUACAGAAAAGACCUGACACUCGUUCUUGAGCGAUAGUAUAAUACCCUCAUUUGUUUUGAGACAGCUGUGGGCCUCUGUCUAACUUGCUUCUAGCGUUAAAUAUUUCUUGUCCGUGCUUGAUGCAGAUUGAGGCGUGGGCCAUGGGAUUUACCGAUUAACUUAUGUAUUACGUAUUAAACAAGUACCUAGCUACUAGAGAGUAUAUGAUCUCUAAUUUUGCCACAUGCUAUGGAUAAAGAUAAAAAUAACAGAACUCAAAAAGAAGCCU